CUCCCUUCAAGGUUGCGUGCCCGCCUAAAUUGGGGCUUGAUGUUGGUGUAUAUGUCGGUGCGUAAGGAAUCGACAAGUGCGAAAUCCAACCAUGCAAAUUCGAUGAGUCUCUGACUGCUGAUUUCAAAAGGGUUUCUUCUAGCAUCAUUGCCGAUGCUUAAUCCUAUGGGGUUUUCAAUUUAGUGUGGUUACUUCGACUCCCCAUUACGGUUUAAUACUUAUCAAACAGAUCGUGGCUUACAUGGCCCCAUUUCCAGUUACCGGAAAGUAUGCCGUCGCAACGGGCGGUGGCUGCGGCAUCACGCUCGCAUUCGUCAAACUCCUCUUGACCAAGGGUUGUUCUGUCAUUGUUGGAGAUCUAGAAUUGCAGCCAGAGGCAGAACAACUAGCUGCCAAGUACCCGUACCCACCAGUUGAACCAGGUAACCCCUCGUUUGUCUUCCACAAGACUGACGUGAGAUCAUGGCCUCAGCUCUCCCAGCUUUGGAAUAAAGCGCUUUCUACUUUCCUUCUUGUAGACCUUGCCGUGCCCGGCGCCGGUAUCUUCGAGCCGCCAUCAAGCUCAUUUUGGAAUCCCCACGGGGUUGAUGGGUCACCAUCGGAGGACUCAGCCGAGUGUGAUCCCGGGAUUUACUCUACCUUCGCUACUAAUCUAAUCCACCCAAUUCGGCUCUCGCAGCUAGCUAUUGGGUAUUGGACAACUAACAAGAUGGAAGCGUGCCUUAUCUUCAUCGGUAGCAUCGCGGGGUAUACGGCUUCAGUCGGCACUCCGUUCUAUUAUUCCAGUAAAGCUGGGCUCCACGCUUUUGCCAGAAGCCUAAACUCGCUUCGAAAGCGAUUGGGAAUCCGCGUGGUAUGCAUUGCCCCCCAUCAUAUUGAUGCACCCCUUUGGCGGCAACCACACGCCAAGGCCCUACUCUCAUCGGACGAGCCAUUGCUUGAGCCCGAGUAUAGCAGAGAAAAUGUUAGAAUUGUGCGAGAAUGAUGAAUAUGGUGAUGGAAACGUUGAAGUGAUGCCCGUAGGAACUAUAGGGGCAUCUGUGACUAGUGUUCGGCAAGUUCCACACGAUUUAUUGCUACCCGAGGCUAUAAAUGGAUUACGUGGUGUCUUCAGAGAAGAGGAGAAAUUAUGGCAGAGGCUCCAAUCUGAAGG
This is a messenger RNA of Hypoxylon trugodes, 1153 nucleotides long. RefSeq names its product NAD(P)-binding protein. The record is from RefSeq and is a predicted model, not a curated record. NCBI's taxonomy places the organism in Eukaryota, Fungi, Ascomycota, Sordariomycetes, Xylariales, Hypoxylaceae. The coding region runs from base 242 to 985 and encodes 247 amino acids. The transcript has 3 exons. Gene Ontology annotation, cellular component: cytoplasm. Gene Ontology annotation, molecular function: oxidoreductase activity, acting on the CH-OH group of donors, NAD or NADP as acceptor.